Messenger RNA from Juglans regia (Persian walnut), 4843 nucleotides. RefSeq lists its product as uncharacterized. Lineage: Eukaryota; Viridiplantae; Streptophyta; Magnoliopsida; Fagales; Juglandaceae. The record is from RefSeq and is a predicted model, not a curated record. The transcript has 2 exons. The coding region runs from base 550 to 2901 and encodes 783 amino acids.
AAAAACUAAUACCCUCCCAAAAGUACGCGUGUGUUUCACUCCCCAAUCACUUGGAAGUAAUGACCAAUCCUCAGGUAGUGUCUUCGCGUACAUCGGACUGUGGUUUUACCUUCCUUGGUACCAGCUCCCAUCGACAUGUCUCCAUCGGGCUUCCCACGCGCACAUAAGCGGCGCGUUGAAGCGCGUACACGUCUUUCCUUGUUUCUUGCCCAUUGUUUCUUUCAGUGUCUUGGUCUCAGAAAAAAUAGCUGAAGUGACCCCAUCAGUGAAACGAAAGCCAUUAUCCCUUCUCUCCAAAAAUCUCCAUAGAUCGCUGGGCUCCGGCAUGGCACUCCGCCGGAAAUUCAAGCUCCGGCCACUCCAGACUCCUUACCCGGGCUAAAUGCGAAGAAAGCGCUACCAUUUCAGCAGCUCUAUCCAACCCGGCAAGAAUGACAACAACGAUGAUGACGAUGACACUGCUACUGCGGUGAAAAAAGAACCUUUCAAAGUUCGGAAUUCCCAAACAAGACCCCAGCUUUUUUGUUCCUUUUCAUCUGGGUCCUCGCAAUGGCGGCUACGAACACUGCACCACCGCCAGUGGACUCAGCCGCGACCGUCGCCGCCUCCGCCGCAGUGUCAAGCGAAGAGCUGACUGCUAAGGCCGUUCACAAGAGGUACGAAGGGUUGGUGAUGGUUCGUACCAAGGCCAUUAAGGGGAAAGGGGCGUGGUACUGGGCGCACCUAGAGCCCAUGCUGGUUCAUAACAGCGAUACGGGCCUGCCCAAAGCAGUCAAGCUUAGGUGCUCUCUCUGCGACGCAGUUUUUUCGGCCUCGAACCCGUCCCGCACCGCCUCGGAGCACCUCAAGCGCGGUACUUGCCCCAAUUUCAACUCCGUCGCCAAAUCCAUUUCCUCUCUGUCACCCUCCUCUGUUUCAAUGGCUUCGCCGGCUCCGUCUCUGCAACCCAACAAUCGUAAGCGUAGCUCGUCUUCUGCUUCAGCUGGUGGUGGUGGUGGCUCGGGUUGUUCGUACCAUGUACCACCGCUGGCAAUAGUGGAUCCGUCGCGGUUCGAGCUGGCGUUCUCGCAGGCGAUGUCGGUGACGACAGUGUUGACGCCGAGCUCGGGGAAUUUGCUGCCACAGCAGCCGCAUUUGAUGCUCUCCGGUGGGAAAGAGGAUUUGGGAGCUCUUGCUAUGUUGGAGGAUAGUGUCAAGAAGCUCAAAAGUCCGAAAACGUCACCUGGACCGACACUCAGUAAGACCCAGAUUGAUUGCACGCUUGAUUUCCUCGCUGAUUGGGUCUUCGAGUCUUGCGGGUCGGUCUCUUUCUCGAGCUUGGAACACCCCAAGUUCCGAGCUUUCCUGAAUCAAGUUGGGUUGCCGGCGGUGUCUCGGAGAGAUUUCACCGGUGCUAGAUUGGAUACUAAGUAUGAGGAAGCCAAGGCUGAGUCUGAAGCGAGGAUUAGAGACGCUAUGUUUUUUCAGAUUGCCUCCGAUGGGUGGAAAUCCAAGAAUUAUGGGGUUCCGGUGGAAGAGAGUUUGGUUAACUUGACUGUGAAUCUUCCAAAUGGAACUAGUUUGUAUCGGAAAGCAGCGUUUGUUAGUGGUUCUGUGCCUUCUAAGUACGCAGAGGAGGUUUUGUGGGAGACAAUCACGGGCAUUUGUGGGAAUGCCGUGCAGCAGUGUGUAGGUAUAGUUGCAGACAAGUUUAAGGCCAAGGCAUUGAGGAAUUUGGAGACUCAGUAUCAUUGGAUGGUUAAUCUUUCUUGUCAGUUCCAGGCGUUCAAUAGUUUGAUUAAGGACUUCAGCAGGGAGCUUCCAUUGUUCAAGACUGUCACUGGGAAUUGUUUCAAGCUAGCCAAUUUUUUCAAUUACAGGUCUCAGAUUCGGAAUAGCUUCCAUAAAUAUCAGUUGCAGGAGCAUGGACAUGCCGGGUUGCUAAGAGUACCGUUGCGCGAGAGUGAGAGUACUGUAAACAUUGGAUCUGUAUAUACAAUGGUGGAGGAUAUACUGAAUUCUGCUCGAACGCUACCGUUGGUUUUGCUGGAUGAAUCGUACAAGAUGGUAGCAAUGGAGGACCCAAUUGCGAGAGAAGCCGGGGAGAUGAUUCAGGAUGUGGGGUUCUGGAAUGAAUUGGAGGCAGUGCACUCGUUGAUUAAAUUAAUCAAGGACAUGGCUCAAGAUAUUGAGGCGGAAAGGCCAUUAGUGGGGCAAUGCCUCCCACUUUGGGACGACCUUAGAGCAAAAGUGAGGGAUUGGUGCUCCAAGUUCCACAUCGCUGAAGGACCAGUAGAGAAGGUGAUUGAAAGGCGGUUCAAGAAAAACUAUCACCCAGCUUGGGCUGCUGCUUAUAUACUUGAUCCUCUUUAUCUGAUCAAGGACACUAGUGGAAAGUACCUUCCACCAUUCAAACGCUUGAAUUCUGAGCAGGAAAAGGAUGUGGAUAAGCUCAUAACCCGGCUUGUUUCGAGAGAAGAAGCUCAUAUUGUGCUUAUGGAACUUAUGAAAUGGAGAACGGAGGGGCUUGAUCCAGUCUAUGCACGAGCUGUACAGAUGAAGGCGAGGGACCCCGUUACUGGAAAGAUGAAAAUUGCCAACCCCCAGAGCAGUAGGCUUGUGUGGGAAACGCACCUUACUGAAUUUAAGUCGCUAUGGAAAGUCGCAGUUAGACUUAUCUUUCUUCACGCAACUUCUUGUGGUUUCAAAUGCAAUUGGUCUUUCUUGAGAUGGGUGUGUGCCCAUGGGCACUCAAGGGCGGGUAUGGACAGGGCUCAGAAAUUGAUAUUCAUUGCAGCUCAUUCAAAACUUGAGAGACGGGAUUUUUCAAGUGACGAGGAUAAGGAUGCCGAGCAGUUCACCUUGUCAAACGGUGAGGAUGAUGUGCUAAAUGAGGUUCUUGUCGAUACAUCCUCGGUGUAGCAUUUUUCUUUUCACUUGUUUAGAAACUAAAUUUGUAGGAUUUAUUGAAUUCUUUCCACAUCUUAAUUGUUUUUUCUUCGUUUCCAUUUUGGUAUUUCCUUACUUACUCUUUACAAGAUUUUGGGGGCAGUCAGGUGGGGAAGAGAAGUCACUGACAAGGGAUUGAAUUUUGUAUUCCUACCGCUCGACCUCAUGCAUCAAGAAACAUCCCAUCUUCACCCUAGAUAAUGUCGGAGUUUUUGGGUUUGCAGAAAAAAAAAAAGGAAAUCUUCUUCUUUGUAAAGAUAGAGAAUGCUACACGAGCAACAAAGUUUCCCACCAGGAAGAAUGCUGUAAAAUUUUUAUUCCUCUAGUAAUUCGAGAUGAAUAAUCUUUAUGAAGGGGAAGGUUUUAUUCUCUCCUUAAAGUUUUACGAUUGAAUAUCCAUUCUAACUUUUUCUGUGAGAUUUAGUAAACUAACAAUUAGAUAUUUGCAAACAUAGAGUGGGGGUAAUUUUGAUUUUGCCAUGUAAUCAGAGUUGAUGUGAUGGAGAUGUGUGUGGAUCUGUGUAUUGUGUGUGUAUUCAGUAUUUAUAUCGGAGUUUAUUUGGGUUGUAAUGUAGAAGAUGCUCUUUCGUCAUUCAAUUGUAACAAUUUACCUUUAGGACUGCAUCUGAUACAUAUUUGCAGGAACUAUCUCAAGUGGACAUUGAUUUACUCCAAAACUAACCUCUCCGUAAUUGCAUUCUCAAAAUCUGUGAAGGUGCUGCUUUAUUCUGUCACUCAGUUAUUAUAUUACUAAUCUUCACCAUCCUAACUCAAUUAAUAAAGUGAUUGAUCUUCAGACGCAAUAAUAUUUCUUUUUGGAAAAAACUUGUCGAAAUGUAAAUUCAUCCCAAAGUCAUAGUUGACCUCUUGAAGCUUAUGUAACUGAACAAUUGGCCCCUUGUUUUCAGAUUCAACGGAUGUGUGGACUGCUGGUAGUUCCUUGGUUGCCAUGCAUGAUUAAUCGUCUGUACAGCACAGUUCAAUUAGUGCUCUUUUAUACAUGGAAGAAUGAUCGUGAGGGUUUGCCUUGGAAGCUCCAAUUGUUCUUUUACAGAUAUCUUGUGGUCAGUCUUUCAGCGAAUUGAGUUCCCUCGACAAGCAUAGAAGCAUUCGACAAAGAUAUCGUUGGACUGGAGAGGUUCCACCAUAAAUGGGUUGGUUGUUAGUAGGAUUGGAUGGACCAUGAUUAAAGAGAAGUUUGCCAAAAGGAUCCUAGAAGGAUUUGACUUGAAACUUCUGCAUUGGGGUGUCUUCUUGCAAAACGCCAGAGUUUUGCUCAAACUGUUCGGGUGGGUGGCGAGCCGGGUCAACUACCUUGGAAGAGACCUGAGAGUAAACCUUUCUAGCUGGAAGAGCACUACAAGCUCUUUCUAUCUUCAGAAAUAUCUCCUGGUUUUUGUGUCUUUGAGAGAGUGAAGCCCCACAAUAAAAGGAGUGGAAGUCUUUAUCCUAGCCUGUUUGUCAUGGAGAUAAAUGGGUUUAUUUUUUAUUUUUUAUCUUAACCCCCAUCAAAUCAGAGCUUUGGGUUACUUCUCUCUUAAACAUUCCAAGGCUGUGGCAUUCAUGCAGAGUUAAUGGGGUGAUGCUCCCCGUGAUUAUGAGAAAGGUCUUGAGAGGUCCCGAAGCAAAGAAGACUUGUCGGCUUGAAGCAACACAAGGAGAUGCUUGAGAGUGAUUCUACAACGAACUUUGAAUUGAUUUUUCUGGUCUGGUUUCAAAUAACAAUGGGUGUUGAAAAUAAUUAUAUUUAACAGGGCACUGCUGAUGCAAACCUUAAUUGGAUCUUUUUCCACAUUUCAUUUAUGAAUAAUUUUUUUUUUAAUGUUAUGAUUGCUAUCAAAGUUAUCUGUGCUGGUACAAGUUUAAUUAUUGAGUAUUCAAAUAUGUUGUCGGGAUGUGUAUGUCGCAAAAUAUA